UCUGCUGGGGAAGGAAAGGAGGAGACAUGCAAUGCAACAACAAAGUCAGAAGAAGCUGCAGAAGGGCCUCCACAAAACAUCAAUGUUGUUGCUACCUCCCCACAAAGUAUUAAUAUUAGCUGGAGUGGGCCAGCCAUCAUAACUGGACCAACAUCAUAUCUAAUCAACAUAUCCAUGGUUAAUGGUGCAGACUACAGGAAAGAGUUUGUACGGUGGAGUAAUGAAAGUAAAAGUAUUGAGGUGACAGGCCUGAAGCCAUUUACAAGCUACUCUAUAAUAAUUAUAGCCUUUACUGGAGAUCUAGAAUCAGCUUUCACCGAGGGGAAGUCCAGUGAUGCUGUGAUUGCUACCACUCUUGAGGCAGUGCCAAACGAUCCUCCUAAGAACAUAACAAUUGAAAAGAUACCAAAUGAAGUGACCAAAGUUCAGAUGACCUUUAUUCCACCA
Messenger RNA from Staurois parvus, 447 nucleotides. The record is from the annotation of a GenBank genome assembly. NCBI's taxonomy places the organism in Eukaryota, Metazoa, Chordata, Amphibia, Anura, Ranidae.